Mugil cephalus (flathead mullet) is the source of this 2167-nucleotide messenger RNA. RefSeq names its product protein tyrosine phosphatase non-receptor type 18 (gene ptpn18). Bases 548 to 1975 code for a protein of 475 amino acids. Gene Ontology annotation, molecular function: non-membrane spanning protein tyrosine phosphatase activity. The record is from RefSeq and is a predicted model, not a curated record. Gene Ontology annotation, biological process: peptidyl-tyrosine dephosphorylation. The transcript is spliced from 16 exons. NCBI's taxonomy places the organism in Eukaryota, Metazoa, Chordata, Actinopteri, Mugiliformes, Mugilidae. Gene Ontology annotation, cellular component: nucleus; cytoplasm.
GAGAAGUUUAUGAAAUAUGUUUUUAAUGAAGACUUAAGUAUUUAUACUUAAAUGGUCUCCACAUGUUUUAUAGAACCCAUGAACCAGAGUUUAUGUUAAUAAGCAGGAUUUAUAUUACGAUCAGGACAUGUAACCAUGAAGACAAUAAUGAGUGCAGUAUAUACGGUUAUGAUGGAGCAUUUUACAGUACUUUAACUUUAGUGCAGACCACUUCCUCCUCUGAGCUCUGACUGGAUCUAAUGAUCAGCUGCUAAUUAACCAGAAUAAAACCAAGCGUCACUCGUUCCUGUCUUCACUCUGUUUAACCUGAAGUUACAGUUCUGGGAUGAAUCUGGUCUCAAAGCUUUAAUCCACAUCCACAUAGCUCCUCCUCCUCCAGUUUCAGGUAGGGAUCAUGUGACUGACUCGGAUCCAGAGGUCUAAAGGUCUCUGUGGUUUUGUUCAGGAAGGAAGCCUCUCACAGGGUUAUUUCAUUCAGACUUCCUGGUUGUCCAGGUUAGAGAGAUACAGGCUGAUCAUUGCCUCAGAGCUGAGACCUCGUGCAGACAUGGAGCUCCUGUCCUCGCUGCUGUCCACCAUGAAGACUCUGGACCCUGGGGCCAUGGAUCAGGAGUACAGUGUGGUGCGUUCACAGACCCUCACGUUAAAGAGAGAACUGGGUUUGACGACUGAGGCUGGAGCUCUGAAGGAAAACAUCAAGAAGAACAGAUACAAAGACAUCCUGCCCUACGACCAGACCCGGGUGGUUCUGUCUCCGUCGACCUCGGACUCCGACUCAGAUUAUAUCAACGCCAGCUUCAUCCAGGGGGCGACACCAGGCAGCUGCUACAUCGCGUCUCAGGGGCCCCUCAGCUCCACGGUGACAGAUUUCUGGAGGAUGAUCUGGCAGCACCACGUCAAGGUGAUAGUCAUGGCCUGCAGAGAGAUAGAGAUGGGGAAGAGGAAGUGUGAAUGUUACUGGGCUGCAGAACAUCAGACGGUUUCCUUUGGUCCGUUCUCCGUCAGCAACGAGGAGGAGACGCGUCCUAACGAAGACACAGUGAUCAGAGCUCUGAACGUCUCCUUCCAGCAGGAGUCCCGUUCUCUGGUCCACUACCAGUUCUUGUCGUGGCCUGACCACGAGGUCCCUGAUGAGACUUCAGGGAUUUUGGAUUUUCUGGAACGAGUCAGAAUCAGUCGACGAGCUGACUCCUCCCCCCUGCUGGUUGACCCCUCCCCCCUGCUGGUUCACUGCAGUGCGGGCUGUGGGAGGACCGGAGUCUUCGUUGCCCUUGACUACAUCCAUGACCUGCUGGUUACCAAGAAAAUCUCAUCAGACUUCAGCAUCAUGAACAUCGUCCUGGAGCUCAGGAGACAGAGACCAUCAGCAGUCCAGACCAAGGACCAGUAUCUCUUCAUCUUCACGGCCGUCUCCUGGAUGUUGGAGCGAUUCCUGAAGUCAUCUGAUCGUCACCUGUCUCAGACAAAGAAGUCACAAAAUAAGAAAAAGACGAGAGGUUCCUCCAUCAACAGGUCGUCUCAGCAAAUGGACAUGAACGACACGUACGCUGUGGUCAACAAACCCAAACACGCCCCCUCAGCCUCCACAGGCCCCACCCACUCUGCUGUAGCCCCGCCCAGACCCAACACUGGAAGCAGGACUCUGCCACCCUCCCAUCACUAUGACAACGACGUUGGUAAAGCGACUCCGAUCUACAGCACCGUCAAACCAAGAGUUAAAACCCUCAGCCUGUCACAUUCGGCCACGCCCAUCUACGACCUGGCAGCACCAAGCAGCCACAGGCCAGGGAGCGGGCCAGACUAUCAGCUGGUCUCAGCUGAGCAGAUUCCAGUGUCUGAUAACGACUACGAAGAUUUCUCCUCUUCAGACGUGACGAGCUUCUGUUCAGCUGGAGGCAUCGGGUUUAACAGUCGUGUCCAGAAGCCCCGAGGACCCAGAGACCCUCCGGUCGAGUGGAGUCGGCUGGAGAGAUAAACCUGUGCUUGUGUUCAAAUGUUUAAGUUUAUUGAUUUAUUUCAUGAACUAAUCUUUAGGCGUUUUUUAGUUUAAAAGACAUAAAUCUGAGAUCUGAUCUGUCAGUUAAUAAUGAACUUCUUUAUGCUACUUUAUAUUCAACAUUGACGUGUGAAAUGAAUUGAAAAGUAAAAUAAACUGGUUUAAGUUUCC